Rotaria sordida is the source of this 378-nucleotide messenger RNA. The record is from the annotation of a GenBank genome assembly. Lineage: Eukaryota; Metazoa; Rotifera; Eurotatoria; Philodinida; Philodinidae.
AUGUUAGUAGUGCUACCGGAAUCUCCGUUAAUCAAUGGUUUUCUUCUUGAUUCUUGUUGUUAUUAUGUUGAUGAUCCAAGAGAUGACAAAAUUGAUGAUGAAUCAUUUAUUGUGACAAUUGGUCUUGGCGAUUUUACAUUUUACAAUCUAAUAGUGUUAUUUGUAUUGUCACCAUUGUCGUUGAUGAUUGAUCAAAUUUAUGUGGCAAUUGGUGCUAUAAUUAGUGUACAAAUUGGAUAUAUGGCAAUGAAAUGGACUCCAACCUUUUGGAAUAAAAAUAAGUCUCUACCUGCUCUUCCUUUACCUAUAAUAGCUUAUUCAGCUUAUGCUAUCUUAAUUGAUACAUUUAUGCAAAAUUCCAAUUCAGAUAUUUGUUAA